AUGAUGUACCUUUCUUGCCGACGCAGUGGUCGUGGUCGCGGCAGCAGGCGUCGAGGUCGUCGCAGGGCUCCUCCCCCUCGCACCCGCUCCACCCCACGCCGCAGAACUUGCCGUACCGGAUCCCCACCGCUUCGCAAUUCAGCGUCGCGCACGACCGGCUGCACGGCGGCGGCGGCGGCGACGCGGCCGCGGAGCCCCCGGCCAGGAGGAGGACGACGAGCAGGACGGUCAUCGCCAUCGCCAUCGGCGGUUGGUGGUGGAGAUUGUUCUGGGAGCCGCGGUGGUGGCGGGCCACGCCUGUCAGUCACUCUUCAUAAUAAGGUUGUUCCCAAAGCCCAAGCCCAAAUCUUUUCCCCAAACCCCACCCUCCCACGCGCGCACCGGCCACCCCCCGCAAUGGCGGCGGCGGCGGCGUCUCCGGCAACCGCGCCGUCCUCCUUCCCCUCCACCCGCAAGGCACCGCUGCUCUCCUUUCGCAUCCCCAGCAAGCUCAGAGUCUCCGCCGCGGCGGCAUCGGCCGACCCGCCCCCGGCCUUCAGGUCCGUCACGGCAUUCGCGCCGGCCACUGUGGCAAAUCUGGGGCCGGGUUUCGAUUUCCUGGGCUGCGCCGUCGCCGACGCCUCGCUCUCCCUCGGCGACACCGUGACCGCCACUCUCGACCCCACGCUGCCCGCCGGCACGGUCGCCAUCUCGGGCAUCACCUCCCCGUUCCUCCCGCGCCUCGCCGAACGCCUCUCCCGCGACCCGCUCCGCAACUGCGCGGGCAUUGCCGCCGUCGCCGCGCUCCGCGCCCUCGGCGUCCGCUCGCACGGCGUCUCGCUCAGCCUCGCCAAGGGCCUGCCGCUCGGCUCCGGCCUCGGCUCCUCGGCCGCUUCCGCAGCCGCCGCCGCCAAGGCCGUGGACGCGCUCUUCGGAUCGCUGCUCCCCCGCGACGACCUCGUGCUCGCCGGGCUCGAGUCCGAGAAGGCCGUCAGCGGCUUCCACGCCGACAACAUCGCCCCGGCCAUCCUCGGGAGCUUCGUCCUCGUGCGGAGCUAUGAGCCUUUCCGCCUCGUCCAGCUCCCCUGCCCGCCCGCACUCCGCCUCUGCUUCAUCCUCGUCACGCCUGAGUUCGAGGCGCCCACCAGCAACAUGCGCGCCGCCCUGCCCAAGAAGGUCACCCUCGGCAACCACGUCCGCAAUUCGAGCCAGGCUGCUGCGCUCGUCGCCGCCGUGCUGCUGGGUGACGCCACCCUCAUCGGUUCCGCGAUGUCGUCUGACUUCAUCGUCGAGCCCACCAGGGCGCCGCUGAUUCCCGGCAUGGCCGCGGUGAAGGCCGCCGCCCUGGAAGCCGGAGCGCUGGGAUGCACCAUCAGCGGAGCGGGCCCGACCGCCGUGGCUGUCAUUGAGGGAGAGGAGAAUGGGGAGGAGAUCGCCCGGAGGAUGGUUGACGCCUUCCUUUCAGUGGGGAAGCUGAAAGCCAUCGCCACCGUCGCGCAGCUUGAUAGAGAUGGCGCCAGGAUUAUCUCCACCUCAAGUUUGGAGUAG
This is a messenger RNA of Triticum turgidum subsp. durum (durum wheat), 1527 nucleotides long. NCBI's taxonomy places the organism in Eukaryota, Viridiplantae, Streptophyta, Magnoliopsida, Poales, Poaceae. The record is from the annotation of a GenBank genome assembly.